AUGGCUAAAUCCUGCUCUUGUUCUCUGUUGCAGGCAGUGGCCACAACUGAGGAGCCUGAUGUGCAAAGCAGGUGUGAAAGCCAGGCGGGCGGCGGCUGCGGAGAUGAAGGUCUGCACGUGGGGCUGGUGGACACAGGUGCGCACGUGGGGUUGAGCCGCGCUGCCCUGUGGCCACGGGCUUCCGGCUCCAAGAACAUGACAACAGCCCAGAACGGCCACGGGCGAGUUGCCGCGAUCCCCUGUUCAGCCUCGGAUACGACCGACCCCAGCAUGGUGACUUACCCAGCCUGUCAGAACGGAGGCUGCGCCGCUGGUGACGCCGAAGCCCAGGACGCCGGGCUCGGCCCCGCCAAGUUCGUGCGCCUCUUCUCGGUGAGCAGGAAGAGGGCGGGCGCCGCCGAGCGGCCCCGCUCCGUGGUGCUGAUGGGGCACUCCUCCACCUGGAACGCCCUGGCCUCCUUUCGGAAGAUGGGAUCUUUUAAAAAACUGAAGUCCUCCGUCCUUCAAGGAAUUCAAAACCGAGAGGGGUCAGAUGCCGCCAAGGAGGCGGCCUUAGAGCCUGACCUGGGCCCAGCCCUCCCAAACGGGGCGGCCGGGCCCGCGUCCGACGGCUCGGACCCCGAGGAGGCGGACGACGCCUUCCAGAGGAGCACGCACCGCUCCCGCAGCCUGCGCCGUGCCUACGGCCUGGGCCGCAUCAGCCUCCGGGACUCGGAGCCCCCGGGCGGGCCCUCGUCCCCGGUCGCCCGGGAGCCCCGGCUGUGCGCCAUCCUCGUGAGAGACGCGGAGAACAACAGCAUCGCCUACCGGCGAAGCAAGAGCACGGACAACCUGAACUUCCUGAGGAAGAGCUCCUUCAAGAGGAAGUCGGCCUCCAACCUCGCCGACCUCAGGGUGGCGCCCGAGCGGCCGGCGCCCCGACGGACGCUCAGCAGCUGCUCUGCGGACUCGGAGAAGCUCGGCGGGUCCGAGAGGAGGCCCAGGCGCUGGAAGAGCCCCAUCAGGGCCAAGGACUUUGACCGGGUCCUCAGGCUGGUGAGCGGCGCCACGGACGCGGCCUGGAAGCGAGAGCGUCCCAAGGCGCGCGGAGACUCCCAGGAGCCAAAGCCCGGCAGCCAGUUCACGCUGGGACCCGAGCAGCCGCCCACGCCCCUGAGGCCCACCGCCCCCAAGCCCCCUAGCCCGCAGAGCCCAGGCGCGGGAAGCGCCAAGUGUCCCAGCAACCUCAGCGCGCUGUCCCUGAGUUCAGCGGACAGCGACGAAAGGGCAGACGGCCUUGUGUCCUUCCCGGAGUCGGUACAGGCCACAUGUGACAAAGGCACUGAGGACAGCGGUUCCAGCAGCCACCCUCAGCUGAGCCUCGGCGGGGCUUCGGGUCCGGAAGAAAAGGAGGAGAUUUCCAAAGAAGCCUUGUGUAACAGUUGUGAGGACACAGGACUUGCUGCCAGCCUUGGGAAGGCAUUCCAGUUCUGCUAG
This is a messenger RNA of Miniopterus natalensis, 1476 nucleotides long. The record is from RefSeq and is a predicted model, not a curated record. Lineage: Eukaryota; Metazoa; Chordata; Mammalia; Chiroptera; Miniopteridae.